Messenger RNA from Mytilus trossulus (common blue mussel), 4181 nucleotides. RefSeq lists its product as uncharacterized. The transcript has 12 exons. Lineage: Eukaryota; Metazoa; Mollusca; Bivalvia; Mytilida; Mytilidae. The coding region runs from base 54 to 1484 and encodes 476 amino acids. The record is from RefSeq and is a predicted model, not a curated record.
AACCAAAAUGGCGUCCGAUUCAGCAUCAGCAGCCAAAAAAGUUUAAAAGCAAAAUGGAUGACUUAAAUUCAAAUCAUAGCAAUGAACUCUGUGACCAAUCUGAUUCCUGGAUACCAUGUUGGGAAACACAAUUGGCAGGAACUGGAGGAGAGAUAAAUCUUGUAGAAGAUAAAGAGAUAGCAUCAAGAGCUGUAGCCUUUGUUGUAAACAGUACAAGAAAAGGAAUUGUCCCUCUUUGUACAGAUGUAGCAAAUUUACUGAGAGCAAAAAGAAGUCUAGAAAAGAAAGUUCUACUCCUGACAAAAGAGAAUCAAGAAUUGAGAUCAGGCAGUCGACCAACAUCACAUUCCACAAGUCCAACUCCAGCGUCCCUGAGCUCUGACAAAAGUAUCCACGAUACUUCAUACCAUAUCCAAGAACCCUACAGACCACCCUCUAGAUGCAGCCAGUGCUCAAGUACCAUCAGUGAUUCCCCCAAAGUAAGACAGCGACCUGACAGUCAGCAGAGAUCCCCUAACAGUAUUCGUCAAAAUGGUACUAACGCAUCACCAUUAUCACAGAGAUUGAGGGCCGAUAGUCUACACAGUCAGCAAGAACAACAAGUUCAAAAUAUUGGACCUUUAAGUGAAACAGAUGUUCAAAAACCAACAACAAAUGGUCUGAUGACAAAGGCAGAGGUUCAUGUGGAAUCUAAACCUACGGUUCAUGUGGAAUCUAAACCUACGGUUCAUACAUCAGGACACUAUGACAAACACAAUAUAGACAAGAAAAAUGACAGAUAUCACAGAAUAUCACAGAAAUCCAAACAGAUAAAGUAUGAAGUUGAAGACAACAGAAAUAAUUAUGAUGAACUGUUUGGUUUAGAGAGUACCUUUGAUGCUGAAAAAGACUUGAAGUACAUUACAGAAUGUCUACAGCAAAUUGAGGUUAAACAAUGCCUUGAUAAAUUAUAUAUUGAGAAUGAAUUACACAGUAACCCAGACAACAAGGUCAAAGGUCCAAAACUUUAUAUGGGCAGUAAACAGAAAAUACAAAGUGUUAAUAAAAAAUGGUCCAGAGCCCUAUCACCUAGUGUGACAAGUGUUUGUUCUCAGCCAAUCAAAGGCUGUAAAUGUUCUCGUUGUGAGUCUGCUGUCAGGAGUGGGGAUGAAGAUGUAAAUGACGCACAGAAAUUUUCUGUUAGCUAUAAACUGCAAGUGCAACAAGGUGAUUAUGUUGUUGCCAAGGGAGACAAGACUGGAAGAAUUUGUUAUAUUGGUCACCUUGACAACACACCAGAUGUGUUAUAUGUUGGCCUUGAACUUGCUCAACCAGCCGGACAGCAUGAUGGAUUUUAUAAAAGUAAAAGAUACUAUUCUUGUAAGAAGGACCAUGGUAUAUUUGUUCCCCUCCAAGAAAUACUUUGUAAAGUUAAUAAAAAGCCUCCAAAAUUAUUGAAGACUCCAAGUAGAGAAGGAAAAAUAGAAGAAGUAACAAAACUGUGACAAUGGUUUAAAGGAAGAUAUUCACAGAAAGAUUCCGUCCAUCAGUUGGGAAAAACUAAAAGUGUGAUAGAUUUAACAAUAUGUCAUAGAACUUCACCAUUAGAAUUAUUAGAACGUUUAUUUAUCAGAGUUUGAAAUAAGUAUUUUUAUGCAAUAGCCAAUUACAUAAGUGUAAAGUUAAAAUCAAAUCUGCACAAAGCAAUUGAAGCAUAUAUUUUGUUUUGAUUUAGAAAGAGUUUCUUUCAAGGAAUGGGGACCUUCUUCAUUUGCUGCAGUUUUCAUUUUCAUUUUUCAAUUUAUAUUAUAUAUUGGUACAUACACUACAUAUCAUUGGGAUUUUGUUAUUUCUGGCUGUCUGUUACAGGAAUGGGCAAAUCUUUUUGAUGUCCUUUGUGACCACCCCUGAGUGUGGAUUCUUUCUUGUAUUUAUCAUAAGCAUUGGUUAUUUUUUUUCGGACAGAAAUGCCAUUAUGGAUUUGGGUUGGUAUAGCUGUUCCAGUAGUUUCAAUGCUUUAACUUGAGAAUCUUCAACUGAUGCUUUUCAAAAUUAAAUAUGUUGAUAACGAUUAAGAAAUAGAGGUCAAAUUUGAUAAUGAUUAAGAAAUAGAGGUCAGAUUUGAUAAUGAUUAAGAAAUAGAGGUCAAAUUUGAUAAUGAUUAAGGAAAAGAGGUCAAAUUUGAUAAUGAUUAAGAAAUAGAGGUCAAAUUUGAUAAUGAUUAAGAAAUAGAGGUAAAAUUUGAUAAUGAUUAUAUUCACUGUUGACCUUGUUUGUUGUCAAUUUGACAGCUCAUUUCAAAGGGGAUUAUAAACUGUUGUCUUUUUACUUCAUGUUUUCCUUAAAAGAUAAUUAUAAAUUAUGGUUGAUUAUCUCAACGAGAUAGAUUUACUCGCUUGAGCCAGGAUGUCAAAAGUGAGAAAAGCAAUCGAGUUGAGAUGACCAAUGAUCAUCUGUUUAUCGCUUUUUUACCUUUGAUGACAUUGUCAAUUUCAUGUCAAUUUCCUAAGCGAUGCCACAUGUCUUCUUAGUUUCUAGCGAUGUUUUUCCAUAUCAAGGGGGAGAAGCAUGAUAUGAAAAAUUAUCACUAAAAAAGAUCAAAGGAAAAAUACACAAAAUAGGGAUAAUUAAUAUUAUUUAUUUCCUUAUGGUGAAAUGGUGUAAUUUUAUUCAAAAUACAUAUAUAUAUCAUAAAAUGAGAUGUGAUCUGCUAGAUUGAGAAUAGCCAGGUAUGUGAACAUUGAUUUCAUACACAUUUUAGUACAAAAUUGCAGGCCUAAGCAACAAAACAAUUAAUUUGGAUGGCUUCAAUGCUUAGUGUUAAAUAGAUAUUUUUACUCCCCACUCGGUAGCAAAAUGGGCAUCAAGUUUAAGCCUUGUCUGAUUGUACAUUGGUCUCUAUAUCUAUCCUAAUGUCCUGAAAUUGGUAUUUCUUCAAACUUCAGUGUGCCUCAACCAAAUGUUAUGAAACUUAUAAAUAAUGCUUACCACAAAACACAUAUCAAGUUUGAAUUUGGGUGCGGUCACUGCUACAUUUUUAAAGUUAUGCCCCUUUUUAAAUAAGAAAAAUGGCUGAAUUUUUCUUUUCCAUUCUCUAAUUUUAGUUUGCUUCAACCAAAUUUUAUGAAACUUAAUACUUAAUGUUUAUUACCACAAAACUCAGUUAAAAUUUAAAUAAGUAAAGGGUUCUUUUGUUGUGUCCAUUUAUAAAAUUAUAUGCAAAUGGAGUCAUUAUCUGUGUACCAUGGACAAAUGUACAUUCUACAUAUAUUGUGUACAAUUUUACUCAGGGCUAUUCCAGAAAAAAAUGUGUUGGGGGGUUGGAAGAGACAUGGUAUUAAUAAUACAUGGGUGAUGGGUAUCAGAGCAACUUUUCACACUAUAAUGCACUAUAAUUCUCUAUUACAAUUGUCUGGGUGGCGGGUGCUGACAAAAACUGCCUUCCAACCCCCAUACAUUUUUUUCAAGAAUAGCCCUCAUAAAAAAAUAUUCAAAAAGGGGCAUUAUAUUAUUUCAAACUCUGAUUGUUUCAUUUCAAAAUUCUUGUAAACAAAUUAUGUUAGAAAGUGUCUCAAAAACCUUGUAAAUGUGAAAAUGUACAGAAGUUGUGAAAUUUAACAAAAUGUUGUCCUGUAAAAGGAAUAGUAUGAAUGGUUGAAAUCAAAUACCUUUAUACAAAGAUUGUUUUAAACAAAUUUCACUGCAUGUGCAAAUUGUUUUAUUUGAAAUGUUGUAGUUUAUAUAAAAAAAAGGUUUACAUACAAAUAGUAUUAUAUUUAUUGUAUUUAUAUUUUCAUAAUGUGUUUUUUUAAACUAUGAGAUUAAAUGAAAAGUUUAAAAUUAAUUGUAAAAUUUAAUGCCCUUCCAAACUGGUUUUCAGUGAAGUUAUAGUCUAGUAUACCAUUGACCCCUUAUGGAAAAUAAGAACAAGACACCUUUCCUUUACUAUACUAAUUAGUGAAAGGAGAUGGCACAUUUUAACAGGUCACUUUUAGGCCCAAGAAUAUAAUUUAUUUUGAACUUCAGUCUUAUCCUAUCAUAAUAUAGGGAAAUGCAUUAACACUAGAAAUUCAAAUGGAUAAAACAAUAGUUACAAAGUUGAGAUAUCUUUAUUAGCUUGUAAUAUGACCAUGUCCAUAUCCACUAAAUAUAACAUUGAAUACAAAUGGUCAACUGAAAUCAAAUGUUAUUAAAAGCUCUUU